Molecule: messenger RNA, 1250 nt
Organism: Alligator mississippiensis (American alligator)
Lineage: Eukaryota; Metazoa; Chordata; Crocodylia; Alligatoridae
Gene: POLR1D
Product: DNA-directed RNA polymerases I and III subunit RPAC2
Exons: 6
Coding region: 588-935 (115 amino acids)
Biological process (GO): DNA-templated transcription
Cellular component (GO): RNA polymerase I complex; RNA polymerase III complex
Molecular function (GO): protein dimerization activity; DNA binding; DNA-directed RNA polymerase activity
Source: RefSeq, a predicted model, not a curated record
GGCGUUCCGGGAGCGCCUCUGCUGCGCGCCCUGUGGCAGAGCCCGUGGUCUCCGGGCAGGAUCUGGGCUGGGCUGACCCGGGUGCUCGGCCUGUGGGCGCGGCGCAAGCGGCUCCAGCGCCGACGGCGGCUGGCAGUACGGGCCCCUUGCUGCCCCUGUGCUGUCAGAUCUAGGCCCCGGGUUGUGGGAACAGGGCCCCAAUUGCCUCCAGCCCCCCCCGUGCCUGGAUCGGUGCCGGGCUCCCCUGCGCCCCGGCUGCAGCCCAGGCGGCUCGCCAAAGAGCCAGGAGGUUGGCAGCAGGCGAGCCACUUCCAGUGCCGCUUCCCCCGGCUCCCGCACUUGCGCCUCACGGCCCAGCCCAAUCGGAAACUGAGCAGCGGGCGCGGGACUGGGCGAGGCGCCGGCGCCGUCCCGGGCCAGAAGACGGAAGGCCCUUCGCGCUCCCCCACAGCGACCGCGGCGGAUCCCGCGACUCCGGGAGCUGGGGCUUCCCCGAGACCGCAGGCCCCGGUCCGGACUACAGCUCCCAGCGGCCCCGGCGCCGGAGGGGUCGGCCCGGGCAGGCGCCCGCCCCGCACGCCGCAGCCAUGGCCGAGGAGGUGGAGAGGAAGCCGGUGCUGGAGACGGUCCAGGCAGAAGGGACAGAUGGAGACUGUGUCACAUUUGUGUUGCAUGAUGAGGACCACACACUUGGCAACUCUCUCCGUUACAUGAUCAUGAAGAACCCUGAAGUGGAGUUCUGUGGUUAUUGCAUCACUCAUCCCUCUGAAAGCAAAAUUAACUUCAGGAUCCAGACCAGAGGGGGGAUCCCAGCUGUUGAGCCAUUCCGGAAAGGGCUGACGGAUUUGAUGGAUGUCUGCCAACAUGUGCUCAACACAUUUGAGACCCACAUUGAUCCUCUGCUGUUUACAAGUGGGAGCUCCAGGCGAGCGUGAAGGAAUACAAGGCCCAGAAGGAGGCAGAAAUGGAUUAGCCCCAUCAGACAGAUGUGUGUGUAUAUAGGGCUUAUUUAUGCUUAAUGGGAAGAGGUUUAUUUUUUAUGGCAGUUCUGAAGACGACCCUGCAGUUUUUCUAAUAAACAGUGUAGAGCACAGACCACACCACGUUCCACUCCAUUCGAAUUCAACAUGGAUAUGGGAAAAAAGAGUUUCUUUGGGCCUGAUUCUGAUGUCCUCUGUGUUGUUUUUAUUCCCUCAUUUUCCCCUAUGUCAGGGAGAAUAAAAUUAAGCUAAGUGCAUUUGCAGAUAGAA